AUAGUUGUCGUAAAACCUUAACCAACAUGGCGGCAACAAGAAGCAAGGUCAUCAGAUUGUACAAGAAUUUAUUGAAAGAAUGCAAUAAAUUCAAUACGUACAAUUACAGAACGUAUGCAGUAAGGCGAACAAAAGAUGCUUUCCGAGAUUACAAAAAUGAAACUGAUCCUUCUGUGAUACAACAGCUGAUUACGAAAGCGGAAAGUAACCUGGAAAUGGUCAAACGACAGGUGCUUAUUGGUCAGAUGUACGGUGAGGGUAAUUUAGUAAUAGAAAGCAUACCCAAGACGGUAUGACCAGUCAGUGUGGCGAGUCUGUGAGGGGAUCAAUAUCCAUAUCCAAGAACAGAACUACAACAUAGUAUACUCAUCAUGUGUAACUGUCACCGCCAUGUAACAGUCUUGGAUGGAGAUGCAAACAUGUUUGAAAUCCAAAGCAGGAAGUUGAAGAUCUUUAAGCUUUGUGUUUUUGACAAGAUAUUGUGAAAACAGUGUGAACCAGUCUUCACUUCAACCUUUAAGAUCUGUGUAAUUUGUAUUUUUUUUGAGGUGUCUGAUGUAUGAACAGAAUAUUAUUUAUCAACUUUUCCACAAUACAACUUUUUGAAGGUUAUUAAGGAAUAUGUACAUUGAGUAUAUUAAUUAACUAAAUUUCACAAUCCAUACAUCUUGUAGUCAUAAUAAAAUCCAUAAUGUACAUGUAAUAAUACUUUAUGAGGUUCUAAUUGGCCUGACUAGUGUGGUUCUUAAUGUAACAAUAUAUACAUGCUUGAAUUUGACGACAAGAAAUCAGAAAAAUUAAAGGAUCAAAUGUUUUUGGCAAAAAAACUCUUUAAGAAACUUGUCAGCAAAUUUAUAAGAUCCAUCAACUUCUAGCCAAGUUCAUGAAAGGUUUUAUAACUGGAGGCAUACAUUGUUACAGUGUAUUAAUAUUCUUACCAUGUCAAUAACAAAAGUAAUUCAGAUGAAAGGGGAGAUAAUAAGGGUAUUAUUCACUUAUGAUGUAGCAAUGAUUAAAACUGUUCCACUGAUCACUUCCUGAUAUGCUAAUGUUGUGUGUAUCAUGCAUUUAUUACAAUCUUUUUAUUCCCAUUUUCAUUUCAAAUUCAGAUGUAUCUUUUUCUGCUUGUGAUAAUGUUGUGCAUGUGACUAAACAAUCCAACAUCAGACUUUAUGUCGGAUGAGGGUCAUUUGCAUACAUACAAAUAAAAGUUAAGGAAAAUAUGUCCA
This is a messenger RNA of Mizuhopecten yessoensis (Yesso scallop), 1229 nucleotides long. RefSeq names its product LYR motif-containing protein 4B-like. Gene Ontology annotation, cellular component: L-cysteine desulfurase complex; mitochondrion. The record is from RefSeq and is a predicted model, not a curated record. Bases 27 to 296 code for a protein of 89 amino acids. The transcript is spliced from 3 exons. Gene Ontology annotation, biological process: iron-sulfur cluster assembly. Lineage: Eukaryota; Metazoa; Mollusca; Bivalvia; Pectinida; Pectinidae.